Messenger RNA from Prorocentrum cordatum, 210 nucleotides. Lineage: Eukaryota; Dinophyceae; Prorocentrales; Prorocentraceae. The record is from the annotation of a GenBank genome assembly.
AUCCACGCGCAGCUGGACAAGAUCCACCGCAUGUCCGACACGAUCCUCGGCCUCACAGACAAGAUGCACAGCCUCACGCACAAUAUCCACAGCUUCACAGACAGAAUUCACAGCUUCACAGACAAGAUCCACAGCUUCACAGACAAGAUCCACGGGAUGCUAGACACGAUCCUCUGCCUCAUGAGUCACAUCGUGAACAUGCCGCACCAG